AUGGCUACUUGUACAUCUACCCGCCAAACUCGAGCGUUGAGUUUACCAAGGGUGACAUCUCGGAGUUCAAGGCAUGUACCUUCGGUCCCAACGCCAAAGUCGCACAUUACUUUUGCCCAACCUGCGGCUCUAGCUGCAUGGCCCGCAGCAUCGGCAAGCCCAACUUCUUCCCAGGCAUGACGUGUCUCAACGUGCGUAUGCUCGAUGGCGUAGACCUCAAGGCCCUGAAGAUUAAAUUCGCAGACGGGAAGAGUUAUACGCCAGGAAGCCUGGCGGAGGGCGAGGAGAAUAAAGAGUGGAAGAAGAUGGGUGAAGGGAAGAAACAAGCCGAAUAAAGUUUAUGCUUGAUGUAAGGGCUGAUGCCUAUGCGACCAAAAAAAAAGGCCUGAACCAGUAUGAAAAAGGGCGCACGAACCCUUCAGCUGCACAACACACCAGGCAGACACAAUUCAGCUAGCAAUAUAAAUCUAAACGACAUC
Molecule: messenger RNA, 479 nt
Organism: Parastagonospora nodorum SN15
Lineage: Eukaryota; Fungi; Ascomycota; Dothideomycetes; Pleosporales; Phaeosphaeriaceae
Exons: 3
Coding region: 1-180 (59 amino acids)
Source: RefSeq, a predicted model, not a curated record